UUGGUUCAAAUACUAUUUAACCAAAUGACAUGGCUUAUUGAUUCAACAACCUAACAUAAAUUAAAAUUCAAAUCUUGUUUAGUGUAGAAGGGGUUAGAAUCGCUUAACACUACCACAGAGUGGUUCACAUCACAUCGUUUUCGAUUUGAAAUGGAACGCUGGAGUGGAGUUUUGAGAGUCCCCAUGCAUUCCAGCAGUGGGACAUUCCAUAGAGUUGGUGCAUCUCUUUGCCUUUCUUCUCAAACCACAACUUUCACUGUGCCUAUUGCAAAUGCCAUAUUUUUCUGUGGUGAUCGAGUCGAAAGGACCGGUAACCCAUUGAUCGAAAAGCUAUCCGAUUUACAAAAGCUAUCUGAAAUCAUUGUGUCAAAAUUCGGUUCUUCCAUCAAUGCUUGGGUCAUUGAGGCUUCGGUUUUUAAUGGAUCUUUCGCGGUCUAUAAGGACUUUAUACCAUCUGUGAAUCAAUAUGGAGAGCCAAAGGCAUACAGUCCGAUUGGAUUUCCGGCGUCUACGUCGACCGUCUCACUUCUAUCUAAUUGCCUUGAGCAAGUAACAAAAAUAAUUUCAGGAAGGCAAGUAGACACUCCUUCUUGUAGUUUACAUCAACCUAAGACAUUCAUCCUUGGAUUUAGCAAAGGCGGAACUGUACUUAAUCAGAUAGUUACUGAACUCGGCUUCUCAGAUAUUGGAUCUAAUGUGAAUUCAUCUGAUUCGGAGAUUUGCAUAGUACCUAAAACAAAGGAAGCUUUACUAAACAGCAUCAGUGAGAUUCAUUAUGUUGAUGUUGGUUUGAACUCAACCGGUGCGUACUUAACAAACCGUGAUGUGUUUGAGAGGAUCUCGGAAAGGCUCGUACAUAGAGCGCCUCGACUUCGUUUUGUCCUUCACGGAACGCCGAGACAGUGGAAUGACAAGCAGCGAGACUGGAUACGGAAGGAGAAGGACGAAAUGCUGCUUCUGCUUGAGUCGGAAGCUGGCAAAAGCGGGGGAAAGCUUGAAUUUUUAUCAAGGUAUUAUUUUUCUGAUAAGCCUCCGACUUUGCAGAUGCACUUUGAAAUAAUUGAAAGCUUAGAUGUAAGUUAGUACAUCACUCCACAUAGGUCUGUUGAAAAUGUGUUACUUAUCAGGAUGACAGUGAAUAUGUGAUGUUCUUCUGGAAUGAUAUAAUGGCAAAAGGGAAAACAAAUGUCAUUAGUUUUAUGAAGUUGAGUUAAACUCAACCCAAAUUUUAAGAAUCACUGACAAAAGGCAUUUGUGUAUCAUGUUGUGGUUUUGAACUUCGAUGAAUUGCGGUCUAUUUUUUCAUAUUAACCUUCGGGUUCUGGUUCUCCAGAAAUUCGGAGUUCUUCCCGAAGUUAAGUAUAAUUUGAUCAGAUAUUGUUUGCACUAGGAAAGCGGGUCAACUUUGUUCUUCUAAAGGGCAUGUACAACCAUUUCAAAAGUUCAUACUGUCCUGUUUUGGUGUUUACAGCCAUGAUGUGGACAUUUCUGUUGAGUUUGGUAAAGAAUACAAUGUAUAAGCAAUUUGUCCUCAA
Molecule: messenger RNA, 1535 nt
Organism: Lathyrus oleraceus (garden pea)
Lineage: Eukaryota; Viridiplantae; Streptophyta; Magnoliopsida; Fabales; Fabaceae
Exons: 4
Coding region: 151-1083 (310 amino acids)
Cellular component (GO): mitochondrion
Source: RefSeq, a predicted model, not a curated record